AUGUUGGACAGUUCUCAGGCUGAAAGUGAGGGUUGUGGAGGAUGUGGAAAUUAUCAUUUUGAUCUUGAAAAGAAGAAAAAAUUAGCUGCUUCGAACCAUCUCUCUGAGCUGCGCCUUAUCCUUCUGGGCUGGCAAUGGCCUGGGAAAAGCCUGACUGGAAACACUAUCCUGGGGCAUGAAGAGUUUCGGCUGGAACGAGCAGCUGAAUUUUCAGUGAAGCGGGAUGCAGAGCGCUACGGCCGCAAGCUGACCGUUGUGGAUACGCCGGGCUGGUUUUCAGCUCCGACCACUCCAGCUGCUUAUCAACAAGAGCUGUCUCGUAGCCUGGCUAUGUGCCCACCAGGGCCGCAUGCUUUCCUGCUCGUUGUGCCUGUAGGCAUGUUCACAGACAUGGACCAGGCAAGAAUUGAGGAGAACUUGGUGCCAUUUGGUGAGGCUGUGUGGAGACAUACCAUUGUGGUGUUUACAUGGGCAGAGGUGCUGAAGAACAUGCCAAUCGAGAGAUAUAUCCAGCGCCAAGGUAGUGCACUGCAGUGGGUGCUGGACAAGUGCAAGAAGAGAUACCAUGUCGUCAACAAUGAUGCCUUUGGAGAGCGCACGCAGGUCCCACAACUGAUUGAGAAGGUGGAGAAGAUGGUGGCUGAGGAGGGAGGGCACUUCAGUUCCAUGUCGCAGGAGGAGAAAGCGCAGAAUCCGGUUACAGCUGAAGCUACUGAUAAGAACUCAAACUCAAAAGAGGUGAAAGAGAGGCGUGAGCUCGGAGCUCGGCCCAAACAGAACAGUUCCUUCAGCUCAAUACGGAUGGUCGAUGUGAAGAGUCCACACAAUUUGAUGGAAGAAGUGUCUGAUUGAAGGACAGGGACCAGAGAGUGAAUUAAUAUUGCUGGAUUGCAUUCCUUGAUCUGAUGUAAUUU
Molecule: messenger RNA, 914 nt
Organism: Neoarius graeffei (lesser salmon catfish)
Lineage: Eukaryota; Metazoa; Chordata; Actinopteri; Siluriformes; Ariidae
Product: GTPase IMAP family member 4-like
Exons: 3
Coding region: 1-852 (283 amino acids)
Molecular function (GO): GTP binding
Source: RefSeq, a predicted model, not a curated record